AUGGCCCCUCUCACCUGCUCUUUUGGCGGGCCUUCUUUGUCGCCGUCGCCGCUGCUCCUCCUGCUGCUGUUUCUCUCGUUGUCCAGAGUUCGAGGUGAGGCGGGGUGUGAGGUAGGAAUUCCUUUCGGUCAUGCCUUGCCUUGCCUAAAAGACGGAAAAUCUGGCACCUUAAAUGUUGUCUGAGGGCUAAGCAAGGCUUUCUCAGGGAUGGGGAGAAGUCCAACUCCUCCCACCACUCAGUGAUGGCCAAACUUGGGCCUCCAACUCUUUUGGGACUACAACUCCCAUCAAUCCUAGCUAACUGGACCAGGGGUCAGGGAUGAUGGGAAUGGUAGUCCCAAAACAGCUGGCGGGUCAAAUUUGGCAGCUGCUAGCAUUAUCUAUCAGAUGAGCUGCCGGCCUCUUGUGUUGUUUUGGAGAGCUUAAGCGCAAGAAAGCCACUUUCUGUGUAUAGACUGAGAGGCCAGUUACUUCAAAACAUGUAAAUUUAGGGCAUCAAAAUUCACUAAAAGUUAAGGGUGUCCUUUUCUUGUUGCCUUCAAAACUUCCUAAAAGAAUAAAGUGUGCAGCACUGAGGGUAAAUGUGGUUGUUGUAUAUACCACCUAUCUUCAGAUAUGAGGAUUAUACUUUAAUUCUUGAAAAGCUGAAGGCCGUAAUAUGGCAAAAUAUACAUUUGUUAGGGCCAACCAAAAGGUCGCCAGCAAGGUUUCAAAUGAGCUAGGAUAUUUGUUGGGGAUUUGUCAUGAAUGCAACCCAGGAUUGGAGGAAGAAAACAUGGACUUCAUAUGAAUCUGCAAAAUUAUACAUUAGUUUCAUCUACUCAAGAUCCCUCAAGAAUACAACACAUUCAAAACAGGCUCUGCGGGGAUAUAGUUAUAAAAAGUAGUUGCUAUAACUAGAUGGCCAGUCUGCUCACACAGAGGAAUGGAUAGAACUGGCCAGUGCUCCUUCGUUUUCCAAGGUUUUUGCCCCAAAAUUGCCUGUUCCUAUGAUUUUUGUACUUUGGGUCUGACUCUUGAUAACAUGGGAUGUUGGAUCACCUUCCAGCCUUACUCGGGUGCAUUUAAGCAAACGGGUACAACUGUCCUUAAAAAUGGUAUUCUUCCAAAGAAAGCUGUUCUGCAAUGUCAUCUUUCUGGGAAUGCUCUCUUACUUACUCUGCUAUUUUAAGUCCCAUUUAUUUAAGAUAGCCACCAUUAAUUGGACCUGUUCCCUCCUUGCAUCCUUUGCACAGAGCUCACAUUUAUUCAAAAUUUAUAGUUAUUCAGACAGUUUUGAACUGGUUACAUCACAAAUAAUAAUAUUGUGUGAUAGUUCCAUCCAUAUGUUCCUUCCUUCCAUUUUUUGGGGCAACGAUCAUUUGGGCAGCUGUGGUAGCAUACAUAAAUAGUUUUUUUUCCUGUUCAGUAGGUACUUCUCCACCAAUUAUACCUUAAAGAAUAGCUGCUGUUUUGUUUUUGUUUUUUGCAAAGUGUGAUUAAAAAAAUAAUAAUCAAGGAUAGAGAUGCAGUUUUGUUCUUCAUCACUUCUGGGUUUCUAACACAGCUCAAAGAAGAGUAAUGUAACCAUCAUAGAUGUCCUAUGAAACAUACGAUUCUCAAGCAAAAUGUCUUUUUUUGUUUGUUUUUCAUCUUUUCCACGCUAAUGGUAGAAGGCUAGAUCUCCCUUUGUCUUGGAUGUGACACACGGAGAUUUGCCUUUGUGUGCAGAAAUUGAAAGUUGCUUUGUUGAGGAUUUUGGAUUACAACAGGAAAAUAAAGAGAAGAAAAUUAAAAAUAUUUCGCACAGAAGCACAAUGGACUAACCCACUUGCUAAACUAAUUCAGAGACUGAGGGAGGUGAGCCUCCAUUAUCUUAUUUUGAUAUACCGGUACUUUACAUUUGCUGUUUUAUUCGGCAAAUCUCUCCUGAAAGACUGAUGUUUGAAAUGCAAGCGGGAUUGAAAGAAUAUCUUGUUAUUGUCAUCGUCAUGGUUUAACCACAAAAUUGACUGUGAAAUUUUGACUUUGAUUCUGGCAACAAUCCUCAAUGGAAUGAUAAAAAGAAUUAUUGAUGGGAGUUAUGGUGUUUUGCUGAGGCAUCAGCUUGUUAGCAGCUGGAACGAGAUCACGGAAGGGAAUUUUGGAUAUCUGACCGGUGUUAAUGGUGGAAGGCUAGACCUCCCUUUGUCUUGGAUGUGAUGCGCUGAGAUUUGCUGUUGUGUGAAGAAACCGAAAGUGAGUAGCUGAGGACUUUUGAUUAUAACAGGAAAAUAAAGAAUUCACAUAGAACUACAAUAGACUAAUCCACUUGCUAAACUAAUUUGGAGGCUGUUAAAAAAAAAAAAAAAGGAUCAACAUUGGAAAUGUUUUAUUUGGACUAUUUGGACUAAUUAAGAAAUGCAGUAUGAGAUUAGAUCAUCACCCCCUGAACUUCAGAGCAUGGGAAGCCACCCAAAAGAUAUAAUUUGGCAUUGAAUAUUUGGUUUUUUUGAUUGUAUUAUAAUUUGGAAUGUUUUAAUGUGGUUUUUAUUGGAUUGUUAAAAUGGAAAAAUUAAUAAAUAUUAUUUUUAAAAAAUAGAAUUACAUGUAAUGGUAGGCAGCUGUGUCCUAUGCAUUCUUUUGUCUUAUGGUUUUCCCCCUUAUGUUUUGUACUGCCUUGGCUAAAUCUCUCCAAAGUAAAUCUUUUUAUAUAUGUAUGUAAAUUUUAUAUAUUGUACACCAAAUAUGAUUAAAACAAAACAACUUGGACAUUUUGCAGUAAAGAACAUGAUAGGAAAUUAUCUUUGAUACAGUGUCGUAUAGCCUCUCCCCAAACAAAUCAGGAUGAAUGCUCAAAAAGGGCCGGAAAUGGCCUUGGUGUCCGAUUCCUUUCAUUUUAAAGUAUGAAGGCUGCAUGUGCUAAUGCUUGUUCUGACUUUCCUGUUAGGAAGGCGAUGUCCUACAAUAAGUUUAGAGAAUGGCAGAAUCGUAAAAUCAAAGGACUUGCAGCUAGGUGAUGAAAUAACUCUAGGCUGUAAGAAGGGGUGAGUUGUACCCCUUCUUUUGGACCUACUUGGCUUUGUUUAUAAAGGUAAAGGACCCCUGACAGUUAAGUCCAGUUGCAGAUGACUCUGGGGUUGCGGCGCUCAUCUCACUUUACAGGCUGAGGGAGCUGGUGUUUGUCCGCAGACAGUUUUUCCGGGUCAUGUGGCUAGCAUGACUAAGCCGCUUCUGGUGCAACGGAACACCGAAACCAGAGCAGCGCAUGGAAACACCAUUUACCUUCCUGCUGGAGCGGUACCUAUUUAUCUACUUGCACCUUUUGGCAUGCUUUCAAACUGUUAGGUUGGCAGGAGCUAGGACCGAGCAACGGGAGCUCACCCCGUUGAGGGGAUUUGAACCGCCAAACUUCUGAUCAGGAAGCCCAAGAGACUCAGUGGUUUAGACCAAAGCGCCACCCACGUCCCUUGGCUUUGUUUAGAACUGAAAUAAAAAAUGGAAGAGUGACUGUGGUCCAGCCCGUGAACACAUACAGUAUAACAGUUGUGUAAAGUUUGUAUGUGAUCCUGCAUACACUCUGGUGGGGAGUAGCAGUAGUAAAUGUGGGGCUGACAAUGCCUGGCAACCUCCUGCUCCAGAAUGUGUUAAGAGUAAGUAUCUUACUACUACACUUAAAUGGGUUCCUUGGGAGGAAGCACAAGGUAUAAAUUCAUAAAUAAAUGUCAGAGCUAUUGUGUUGCAGAAUCCUUAUUUCUUUGCUCUCUUUUCUGCCAGCUACCACACCAACUGCCCCAACAGCUGCCCCCACCAUCAAACCCAGAAACACAACUCUUACCCCAGGUGAGUUAGAAAAUGUGACUUUAAUAUCUCAGAUUUAAGUCAGGAUUAUCUUACUCCAUGUAUGCUAAUAGGAUAUAUAAGAUUUCAUAAUGAAACCUCUUGGUGGCAGCAUGGAUGGGGCUCUGUUGUUUUCCUGACUUCUUGGGUCACAGCCACUUACCAAGAAGGGGGAGGAGUGAGGAGAGGGGAUCACUGCAUCUGGUGGACGUCACUCCUCCUCCUCCAGUAGCAACCCAUGAUAUUGGUUAGUGAUUUCGCCCUUUCACCACCUGCUCCACCUGCCCGGGCCAGUGACUCACUCAUUGUUCCUGCUGGGGCCGCCUGCCAUAUUGUUUUUCUCCUUCAUCCACACCCCCUGCCAUAUUGACCCACAAAAGAAAGCCUGCAGUUUUGAAGUGCAGUCUUCCUUCUUUUGGUGGUGGCAGCAAUGUGGGCAUGGUAGUGAUUUCUUCUUUGGGCCACUUGUUGGCUUUGCUCACUCCACCAGCCUACUCAGAGUUUUCUCUCCUUCAUUCUGUCCUGUCUCCUGCAUCCACACUGCUAGUGGCGGCAGCAGUAAUGGUCAUCCUUGAAGGGAAACUCCCCAGCAAAGUAGAAAUCUUAUAUCAAAUAGAUGGAAAGCUUUUUAAUCUGAGUAGGCUGAAAGCAAAGAGUUAGGUUACCGUAACUUCCUUGACUGCCCACGUGCACUCAGUCACCAGCUGGAUGAUGGACAAAUCCAAUAUAGUAUUAGAGAGAAAAUACAGAUAAAAUCAGAUGUUGAAAUAAAGUUGGACUAUCAAAAAAUUCAAAAUAUAAAUAACAACAGCAAUUUAUUUUUCAUUUAAAAAACUAUUUUAACUUCCUAAAGCUGAGUCCAAAGACAGUGUCCUGAGACCAUGUGGCACCUUAUAUGGACUUUCCUGGUUCUUAAUUUUGAGAGAAGGAGUAAGGGCAGUUGUAGUCAGCACUUCAAAAUCUCUUUACACAGGUGGUCCAAAACCACCAACUACUGAAGACGGAGGAGAGGGCGCCGUAGACCCCGGACCAGGUAAGCAUUUGCUUUUCACUGUUAUUGGUGGAUGCAUUUUAAGAAGUGGGGGGGGGGAGCAAGAAUUGAGUUUAUGGAUAGAACCAGAGUGGAGGAAAUGGACUCUUGUCAAUAUUUACAGAGAUAUGUCAGCAGAGAGAGGAUUAAUUUUAUUAGAAGAAUAUCAUGAGGAGACUUGGGUACAUGGUAGUGCUGUAGUAGUUUUGAGACACUGGAAUUAUACACCGUAAGAGCAACCUGUAACAGAAUGUUGUGAUGUGUGGCCUUCCUUCUGAACUGUGCCUAUUCAGAAUUUAGCAAGCUAUUUCCCCCAGUCAGUGCAUUCCAUUUCCUUUGCCCGAUCCCACAUUCUGUUUUUGUUUUCGAACUGUCACACUGUUCAGCUAUUCAGCAAGGCCAAAAUUGUCUAUUUAUUGAAAUUUCAAACCCUCAUAACUCAAAAAUAAGAGGAGAUUUUUAAAAAGAUUUAAACUUAGUUUUGAUCAUUCGAUAAGUGUACAAAAUAUGAAGCAAAUUGGAUGACAUGAGGUAAAGAAGUUGGAUCACUUGAUAUGAAAUGACCCUUAAAAAAUAAUUGUGAUAGAAGGUCUGGUCUUUAUUCUCUUUUCUUUUUCUUCUUCUUUUCCUUAAUUUUCUUCAUUUACUUAUUCUUACUACUUUCCUAUUUGUGGGGCUUUUUGCUGUUUUAGAUGCUAGAGAGUCCUUAAGCUCUGCCUGGCUUUCUAUUAAUUGUGUAACUUAUGGAAUGCUAUUCUUUGUACUAAGACAUGUCUUUUAUUGUAUAAGUAUUCAGACAAGCUUUCCAGUUUUCUUUGCUUUCUUUUAAAAUUUUCUAAAUUGCUUUUCAUAAAUUCCAAUGCAAUGUUUUAUGAACUGGUGGGGCUGGUGCUGUGAUUUUUUUUAUUAUUAUCUAUAUUUCAAUAGCUGUCUCUCAGAGACAGUUAUAUUAGUGUUAAUUGUUUUUACAUGACUUUUUUUAGCUGUUACUAUUUUAUCUGUAAGUUGCCUAGACUCCCUGUCUGGGGGAAAAAGCAUGACAUAAAUAAAUAUAAAAUUAACAAACCCCCCCUCUUUUUAUAGGACCAGGUCCAGAGACAACGCUUCCUCCAGACGAUAUAGGUACAGUUGAAAAGUGGUAGUGACAGCAAAUUUAUAAGCUUGUUUUUAGAUUCGGUAUUGCACUUCUAAUGAAUAUGGCAGCUUUUUAAAAAUAGGAAAUGGUUUUGAGCUGAGAAUGGGAAGUUGCCUUCUACCCAGACAGUUGGUAGCUUGCUCAGUAUUAUCAACUCAGACUGGUAGCAAGUCUCCAGGUUUUCAGACAGGGGACAUCCUGGGCGCUACCUGGAGAUGCUGGGCAGUGAACCUGGGACCUUCCAUAUAUAAAUAUUCAUUCUUAUGUAUUUAUCUGUCUUGUGACUACCCUUCCUCUGCAUUGGGGAGGACUCAUUAAUCUGAUCCGCCCCCCUGAGACUUAAUGGAAUUUGAUGGAUUCCUCUGGGGCAUUUUGUAGUAGGCAGCCAACAGUCCUCCUAAGACCUUAAUCUCACAUUGGAAUAGGAAGAUGCAGUGGGCUUUUCACAUGAUUGCCCCUGUAUACCUUCUCUGUCACUGUUGAGCCCACUUUGCUCCCUGGUUUUCUGCAGUACUUGCAGCACUGAAGCAGGCUGGAGUGCAAGAGAUGUAAGGCUCCAUAUGAAGUUAACCAGACACAUGUUGGAGUGUAUGGCAGUGAAAGCUACAAAGGCUUUUUUUGCUGUUUCCAUGGCAUCCUUAAAUAAUUGUUCAGAGCUUUUUGGAGUGUUGUAGGAAUAACUGUCAUAUAUUGCAGUUGGAGAACGGCUGAGACAAAUUUGCAAAGCAUUUUGAGAAGAAAGCCACCUGUAUUUUUGCUGCCUUGAAUGCUACUAUUACUGAAGUACCAAAUGAGGUGAUCAGUGCCCAGUCUUAACCCAGUUUUAUGGGACCAGUUUUAUUUUUGUGGCCUGAGGACAUGGACCAGAUACUUGUAGCUGUCCAACUCACAACCUGAUUUAUCAACCCUUGCUCAUUAUGGUUUAUUUGAGCUAGCUGAGAGGUACAAUAGAGUAUGUUCAGGGCCUGGUGAAUCCAUCUCUGCAUAAGCUGGUAAUGCAACCACAUUAAGAAAAUCCUGGACCUGGUAUCACAUCUCAGUCAUUCCUGGAUUCAACUUCAGGUAGUUUGCCCUCAUCCAAACCAUCACUGCCUCCAGACAAUGAGUACUCCUUUUGGCAUUAUCAUUAGCAUUAGAAGAAAAACCCUUUGGUUGCUAGCAAGCACCUUUCACUAGUUUGGGCUAGUGCCCCAACUAUGCUCUUACAUGGACAGGAUCUUACCUCUGUGGAUCGCACAUUGGCAACCUCACAUCUGGAGUGCUGUCAUAUGCUUUGUGUGGGCUUUCCCUUGGGAUUGCUCUGGAAGUGGCAACUAGUGCGAAACACAGCAGCAAGAGCACUGAGUGAAGUAGCCUGUUGUGCAAACGUUAUACCUGUGUGAGCAACUCCUUGGAUGGCAAGUGGCAAGGGUCUGUAGACACAAUCUCUUCGGAGUGUUCCAAACAAUGCUAUGGAGCUCCCUGGUACUGUGGUGACCUGUGGACUAGGAAACAGGACUGCAAAUAACUGGAGAUAAAUUUCACUCCAAGUCCUCCUGAGCACAGGUAACCACACAUAAUUUCUGCAUGUACUGCAAACUCAAGCCACCAACCAACAGAACUCUUCAGGUAGAGGAUACUUUGUGACCAACAGUUGACAACAUAAAAGAUAGGAGAGUGUGGAUAAUGAGGUAAAGGAAUUUAUGUAUAUGCAGUUAAGCAAGAAGUAAAAAGAACUGUCUUGGAGUGCUGGUAACAGGACUACUGUAUAAAAAUAGAAAAUGAUGUAAUUGAAAUGAUGUAACUGAAAACUUUUAAAAAAAAGGAUUGAGUUUGAUACCAUCAAACUUGAUAUCCUCCUGGAUUGGUUCCAUAGGAUGGGUAUGGAGCACAGUUUUACAGUGGCUCCAAUCCUAUCUCCCAGGCCUGUUCCAAAGAGUAGCACUGGGGAAGUACCCUUCAGCCCCCUGGCACCUGUGGAGUUUUAUGGGGCAUGAUUUUAUCCCCAGUGCCUGGCACAGUGGUGAACUCGAUGAUGGCUAAUAAACUGAACAUGAAACCUGGUAAGAUGGCAAGUCUGCAGGUGAACAGAUCCUGAGACUGGGAAACAGUUCAGUUGCUUGUUCUGAAUGGGGUUGGACUCCCUCUAAAGAAGCAGGUAUGGAGCUUGGGGUGCUAUAGGGGUGCUAUUUGUGUAACCAGGGGGCCAAAUGGGUUCGGUGGCUAGGAGUGCCCUUCUCUUGACUUCAGCUGGAUACAGUUCUUGGGUAAUUUAGUAUGGUACAUCAGGCAACAUGCUCUGUAUGGUGUUUCCUUUUUAAAUAUUUUUAAUAAAGUUUUCUUGGUUUACAAAGGUAUGCGCAAUGUCUCUUUAAUAUUGGGUUUAGAAGCUGUAGCUAGUAAAGAAUGCUGCUAUAAAGCUGCUGAAGGAGGUGCCCAUGGACAGUACCUAACAUCUGUGCUGAAAGCUGCACUGACUGCCAAUAUGCUGCUGAGCCAGGUUUAAAGUCUUGUUAUUGGCAUGUACAGCCCUGAACAAUGUGGAACCAGGAAACCCCUUACCUUGUAUAUUACUGCCUGGACAUUUUGACCCUCAGGAGAUGCACUCUCAGUAGUGCCAUGUCCUCCUGAGGUUCAUCUUACGUCCAGUAAGACCAGGGACUUUAGUGUGGCAGCGCCUGCCCUUUCGAUUCUGCUUCAAGUGAACAUCAGGCAGGCUCCAGCUUUCUUGUCAUUUAGGCACUUGCUUAAAGCUUGCCUAUUCACUUGGCCUUUGCUUGGGAGGUGAUUCAGCUGUGUUGCUAUAUUAACUUUAUCUACUGAUUUUGAAUAUAUUUUACAAUUGUUUUAUGGCUGUAAGACACUUAAAGAUACAUUUGUAUGUGUAGGCUUUCCUGACUAGAUAUUACUCUAUUUCAGAUUCUGUGUAUAUCUCUGACAUAGUUUAUUGUUUGCUGUUGAUUUUAUAAAUGUAUAUUUUAAUACUUACAUUACUUGAUAUGUUUCUAACAUUUCCAUAAACUGCUUUGGGAUGAUUUGAAUCACUAAAGUAAGUGAUUUAGAGGAACAAAUUUGGAAUGUACAGUUGUACCUUAUUUUAUGACCUGGAUCUUUCCGGAGUCCCGGAUGCUAGACAAAAAGUACGCACGACAAAGCGCCACUCUGCACAUACACAGGGAGCAUUUGCACUUCUGUGCAUGCACAAUUUAGUACUUCUAUGAAUGCGCGAGUGGCAAACCCGGAAGUAACCCAUUCCAGUACUUCCGGGUUUGCCGCGGACGUUUGACGAAACGGACGCUCGACGAGGCAGACUCAAAACGAGGUACCACUAUAUGUGAAAUUUUUAAAAGUGGGAAACCCAUUUCUUGGUUCCAGUGAAAUUCAGUCUUCUGUUGUGUACUGGAGUAGAUUAACUCCAGUUAUUAGUUGUACUAUAUUUUAUUCAGUGUGUGACACACACAAAUGCAUACAUGUAUAGAAAGAGAGAGAGCACGCUACGAUCUGUAACAAUUACGAUACAUCACUUCAAAUUUUAGCUCACUUUUUAUUUACUUAUUUUCUAGAAUCUGACAACACCGCAAUUAUUGUUGGUAAGUAAUUACAGAGCAAGUUACUACAGUGUACAAUCGCUACUAUUGUACUUUUCAUGCCUUGUGAUGUUCAUUCUUUUUCAAAUAUGCUUAGGGUGCAAACUUUUCUCCAAGAUCUGCUGUUUAUUUAUUUAUUUGGUGAGGCCAGCUCUGCUUCCUCCACUGUCUUUGCUCCUGUAAUGUACAUAGCUGUCUCCAAAUUCAGCACAGACUUCCCCCAUGCUGUGACUUCUAAUGUUCUUGCACCUUCGUGUUACUGGUGCUUUAAAAAAAUCCUCAGGAGUAAGGGUGUCUUGAGCUCAAGCAUGCCAACUCCAGGGGGCCUAGUGUUGAGGUGGCUGUGUGUGUGAGACGCAUCGCAGGGCUAAUGGCCAGCUCCUUCAGAGUGCUUGGUCUCCUCUGCUGCACGUGCAUGACACGCAAUAUGUGUGACAUCACACGCAUGCUGGGCCCCCUCAGUCUUGGGGACAACCUGGUGACUCUGCUUCAGCUUCACAUACGGCUUGGAUUGGAGAGUUGCUCUUUGACUGUCAUUAGGGCCACUCAGUCUGCAGAGUUGACAUCUGUUAGGGGCAGGAAGAACUCUUUGCUGCAAUCAAUCUCUGAGGACAACGGCACAUCUGCCCCAAAAGGGGGUGACCACAGAUGUACAGUGGAUUUGCUGCUUGAGGUACGUAUGUGUCUAGAGACUUACAGUACCCAGCAGCACAUGAACUUAUCCACCUGAGUGACUUUAAUGUCAAUAGAGCAUUUCAAUGUAACAACCUGUCUUGUGACUUCUAUUGAUACUAUUGCUUUUCCUCAACAGAAAAAUAAUUACUUUGUCUUAUUAAUUAGUACUACGGUAUAUCAUUCUCUUUUUUCCCUUCAAGGAUGUAUCCUGGCUGUUUUAGUUGUGCUUGCUCUACUUGCUGUAUUUUGGAAAUACCGAUCUUCUGUGAAAACUGGGUGAGUCAGCCCAAGAGAAGCUGUCCCUGGUUCUCUGUAGCCUUCUUGGUUGCUGAGUGAGCUUCCAUACGCUUCUUGACUUCUACUUUGCUCACACUUUCCGCAUACAUGUGCUUAGUGUUCAGAAAGGGCUUGCACAUUUUUUGUUGAACAGUUGCACUAAUCUGCUAGAACAGAAUAAAAGCUAACUAAAGCACAGUAAUUAUUCUAGAAUGGCUAGUCAGUAUUUUAUCCCAUUUCCAGCAUUGGUGUUCAGAUGUGACAGAAAUGGUAUUUCUCAGUUUACAUCAGCUGUCUAUGCCAAUGCUGACUUCACAAUGACUAUUCUUUCCCUGAAAAUCUUGAAAUCUACUAUUAAAUAAAGUUAUAAAACAUUAUUGUCUCUUUUACAAAUGUGUACUUGCAGUCUGUGAUUUUUGCUUUCAGACAUAGUAAGAAAAUUGAUUUGUUGAACUGUCUAAAGGCAGUGAUGUUUUGUUUUGGUUUUUUCCCUAGAAGAAUCUAGGCCAGUGCUGUGCUGUAAUCUAAACCAACAAUUUGCAACAAUAACUUAUUCUGCACAUUUCUCUUGCAUGGCUUUUCUUUCUAUUUUUUUAUCCAGAGCUGGCCAUUUUUGUUGUAGCUUUGUAUGCAUGAUUUUACUGUUUUGAUAUGACGCAUAUAUUUUCCCAUAGUUUGUGAACACUAAUUAAGCUGUUUCCAUGAAUUAAUUCAGUAAUUAUUUACUCGUUAUCAAUAUUCAGUGCAAUGAUUUCUGUCACAGUUUGGUUACAUGUCUUUUAACACUUUUGUGGGAUUCAGAUUGGAUACCCAAAUCAUACUUAUUGUUUUGUCAGAGGCAAGAGUUUUGUUUGAUUCAGAGGCAAUAACAACCCCAGUGGAGAGAAGGGCAGGCUCUCUAAGAGGAAUCUGUUAGGAGUCACUAUUUUUCUAUAGUUAGGCUGUGUGUCUCCCAUAGGCCUGGGUGAUAUAUUGAUAUCAGGAGUGAACCAUAAUGUCACCUUCACUCAGCAGUAUAUCGCUUGUGAGACUGCCACCGCUCUUGAGUCCCUCUGCUAGCAGCACUGAAACCACCAUCCCACUCUGCCCUCAUAUGGUACAAAGGGAGAAACAAGCUGCAUAGUUCCUCCCUCUGCAUCUUUAAACUGCUCGGCUCAGGAGUGUGUGGCUGCCCUUGCCUCAGUUGAGCAGUUUGAUGGAGCAUCUGAUCCCACCAUUGGCUCACAUUAUCCAGUGGGGGUGGGGGCUCCGUGAAACUGCUUGGCAGCGGAGUGCAGUUGACGCUCCCCUCAGCUGAGCAGUUAAAGGAUCCCCCAGCCCAGCAUUGGCUCUUGCAAGCCAGCAACGUGGUGGGGGAUCCUUUAACUGCUCAGCUGUGGGACGCAUGGUUGGCUCCCCUUGGCUGAGGGGAGGUGGAAGAGAGGCUUCUUCCAUCCCGCAGCUGAGCAAAGCCCGAUGCUGCUGAGGGAUCGGUGGUCGCUCAGUUGGGGGGUGGGAGCCCUUCUGCCCCCAACUAAGCAGGGAGCGGAGGCCAGCUGCAUUGACCCCAGCCUGUAAGGCGCUAGGGUGAAAGGGCCUCAGCUCCUGCAGUGAGAACUGCUUCAGUUUCACCAUACGUCUCGCCGGCUGGGGCAGUGCAGCUUGUUUCAGCAUCGCAGUGUAUCACCAAACUGUGAUGUUUCCUGGUGAUGUGAGAUGCUGAAAACUUAACAUCAGCCAGCCCUAGUCUCCCACUCUUAUAUCUAUUGUGUUUAUAUAAUCUGCUUCACUUCUAAUAUCCUGCAGUUGCUAACAAUCAGUGCAUUACAUCUUUUUCUGUAGCUUCUGGAAUUGAUUUUCCUGCUCAAGAAGCAACAGCAUUGCUACAGCUUCAGUGUGACAGUUACUUGCAUUACUUUUAAAAAAUGAAUAACAUGAAGUGGAAUGCAGAUGUAUUUGUGUGUUGCUUUUCUCCUUCCUGACAGGAAAAGUAAACAAAAUGAUGUAAUGGUCAAAAUAUAGGUGUUAAUUUUAAAUAUUUUAUUUUAUUUUUACAGAGAACCUGAAGCUCCUGCUGGCCCUGCUGAAUUUGACGCGUCAGAAUUGGAACCCAAAGGUUCCAACUUGGAGUAG
Podarcis lilfordi (Lilford's wall lizard) is the source of this 12592-nucleotide messenger RNA. NCBI's taxonomy places the organism in Eukaryota, Metazoa, Chordata, Lepidosauria, Squamata, Lacertidae. The record is from the annotation of a GenBank genome assembly.